CCCAGCGUGUGUUUGUAUGUAUCCGUGUGUGUGUGCUCUGGGGUAAACGGUGCUGCCUGCUGCAGAGUGAGCGAACAUGGCGAUGAGAGCAGCGCUGCGGUGCCUCUCUGUAAACCUUUCUCCCAGGCUGCCCCAACUCUCGUCCGCAGCGCAGGUUUCAGCGACUCGGCUGCUCUGCAGGAGCGGCUUCCCGCGGACUCUGAGCACGGACUCGGGCCAGUGCACAGCCCUCAAGUUUACUGAGAAGCAUGAGUGGGUGCUGGUGGAGAGUGGAAUUGGCACUGUUGGUAUCAGCAACUAUGCUCAGGAAGCCUUAGGUGAUGUGGUUUACUGUGGACUCCCUGAGGUUGGCCAAAGACUUGAACAAAUGGAUGAGUUUGGUGCCUUGGAAAGUGUAAAGGCUGCUAGUGAGCUGUACUCACCGUUGACAGGUGAAGUGACAGCAAUCAACACAGAGCUGGCCGGAAGCCCAGGACUUGUGAAUAAAUCCUGCUAUGCAGAUGGAUGGCUAAUCAAGAUGACCAUUGAAAAGCCGGAAGAACUCAAUAAGCUCAUGGACCAGCCUGCUUAUGAUAAAUUCAUUAAGUCACUGGAAGAAUAAAUCCACAAACUCACUGUGAUUAUUAUGUAACUACAGUCAAAGAUUAACAGACAGGGUUACUAACAUCUGCAUUGAACUGAAUCAUCCUUUGCGGGAUUUAUUUAUUUUAUGAACACUUGAUAGUGUGCUGUAAAAUGUUAAAUACCCAGUAUCAUGUUUCGAUGCUUAAUAACAUUUUUCAUGUAGAAGGUUGAGAUUUUUUAAAUCAACCAGUAAAUCUAAAGGGCUCUCUUGCACAGUGUUUGUCAGUAUUAUUGGAUCUUGUUUCUAGUACUUUGAUCUGUUUUUUAAAUAGUGCACAGAUGUUUUAAAACACCCGAAAGUUCUGUUUGAAAUUCUUCUAAUAAAACUUUAGGUUUGAUUUUA
Girardinichthys multiradiatus is the source of this 967-nucleotide messenger RNA. RefSeq names its product glycine cleavage system protein H (aminomethyl carrier), b (gene gcshb). The record is from RefSeq and is a predicted model, not a curated record. Gene Ontology annotation, biological process: protein lipoylation; glycine decarboxylation via glycine cleavage system. Gene Ontology annotation, cellular component: glycine cleavage complex; cytoplasm; mitochondrion. The transcript has 5 exons. NCBI's taxonomy places the organism in Eukaryota, Metazoa, Chordata, Actinopteri, Cyprinodontiformes, Goodeidae. Bases 77 to 601 code for a protein of 174 amino acids.